AAACAACAUUACACCAGUGUACUAAGCACAACUCAAGAACUCACAGAUACAUACACCUAUACAUACAAAUUCAAGAAAUAUAAAGACACAAGCUUUUUAUACAAACGGUGGAGACCGUGAUGGGAAGAGGGUCCCUACUAUAAUAACCCACAAGAUAUGAGAGAUUUUGGGUGUUAGAUCUCCUUUGUUUAUCAGGUUGCACUAUUUCUGACAGGGACAAGUGAGCAAUGGGUAAAUCACCAGGAAAAUGGAUUAAGACUGUGCUUUUUGGGAAGAAAUCUUCCAAGUCCAAUGCAGCAAAAGAUGUUACAAGCGGGAGAAAGAUUUCAUCUGUUGCUAGGGCACCAUCCAGUGAUUUGGUUGAGAAUCCUUCAGCUGUCUUAGAGACUGCUAUGCAGACCACUAACCCAAAUGGUGGUUUGCCAGAACGUGCGACAGAAGUUACCAGAGCUCCAACUUCUGAGGUUACUUUACUGUCUGGGGUGCAAGGUGCAGAUGAUCAAGGUACCAUGCCACUAAGCUCAGCAGACACUGAUGAACUAAAUAGGCAACACCAAGCUGCUACGAAGGCACAGGCAGCUUUCAGGGGAUACUUGGCGCGGAGGGCAUUCUGGGCCCUGAAGGGCAUCAUAAGGCUGCAAGCGCUUGUUCGCGGACAUUUGGUUAGAAGACAGGCUGUUGCAACUUUGCAAUGCAUGCAUGCAAUUGUUAAGUUUCAAGCACUUGUUCGAGGGCGUGCUGUCAGACUUUCUGAUGUUGGACGUGAAGUGCAAUAUAAGUUUGGAGAACCUGUGGGUAAACCACUCGACAUGCUUCGAGCAAAUACUUUUCCUGGGACACUGAAGGAAUCGAGCAAUCCUUUUGUUAGGAAGCUUCUAUCUUCGUCACCUACUGCAAUGCCCUUAAGUCUUCAGUAUGAUUUAGGAGAACCAAAUUCUGCAUGGAAGUGGCUUGAGCGUUGGUCCUCGUCUAGUUUUUGGGUACCACUCGCACGUCCAAACAAGAUUAUUGAUGCAAAACCUAAGAGAAAGCAGGCUGGUAUGCAAUCUGAUGAAGUAGAAGCAGUUAGGCCAAAAAGAAGUGUUCGCAAGAUCUCAGGAAUGAAUGGUGACAGUAGUAAAUUGCAUUCCUCAGAAUACGAAAAGCCCAAACGUAAUCCAAGGAAAUCUUUAGGCCAUCAGCCGGAAUCAGUGCAAGAGCCCCAAAAUGAACUUGAGAAAGUUAAACGUAAUUUAAGAAAAAUCUCCGCAACUGCUUUAGUGCCUACUGAUACUCCUGAAACUGUAAUUGAGAAACCGAUCAAUCCGAAAAAAACACACGGCUCCCCGAAGCAUGAUGCUUCCGAGCAGGUAGCUGAUCUUUCUUCUGAAAAGCCUAGUGAUAUAAAAGUAAGUGAUUCAUCUGUUGCAUUGCCUACACAGCCUGUGGCAGAAGCACCUUCAGAGUCAUUGGCAUUGGAUAAGCCAGUUGACGUGGUGUGUGAUAAUCUCUCUGCUGUUGAACUACAGCCUUUAGAAAAUAAUGAGAAGGUAGAAAACAGUCUGAAGGUUGACGAGGAUCAAACUUAUAAGGAAGAUCAAUCUAGCAAGGAAAGCCAGAAAAGGAGGAGGAGGAAAUCCAAUCCAGUGAAGGCGGAAUAUCCUGAGAGUGUGUCUCAGAACUCGCCCACCUUGCCAAGCUAUAUGCAAGCAACUGAAUCUGCGAAGGCAAAGCUUAGAGCACAAGAAGCCCAAAGAUUUGGUGAUGAAGAGGCUGAAAACGGUUUCACCAGAAGGCAUUCUCUGCCAGCCUCAACCAAUGUCAAACUUAGCACUCCAUCUCCUCGUAUGCAGAAGCCAUUACAAGCAAAUGGCAAGACCGCAAGCAAAAGUAACAGAUCUCUCACGUCUUCUAGAGAUGACAAGUUGCUCCAGAGUGGCUGGAGGAGGUGAGUGGCCGGCUUUAUAGUAGCACAGAAGGACUAUACUGCAGUUUGGUUCUUUAUAUAUUUUUCUUGUUAUAAGAAAUCUAUUGCAGAAGUAACUGAAUGUGAUCGGACGAUUGGUAACCGUUUGGUGUAUUUUUUUGUUGCUCUCUUUACAUUUAUCUGUCAUCUGGUGUUAUGUGGAAUGUAUAGUCAUGGACCUCCCCAGUUUGUAUUGAUUUUGUUUAACCUGUGUUUUCUUUUCAUCCCGAGUUUAGAGUUUGAUGUGAGCAUUGUAGUCCCCUCUCCGGUCAUGCCUAAACAUGUGAAAAACCUUGAUUAUUUACUUUUUGGGAAUGAUCCUGUUUUCGGAUGUACUUCAAUAUGAUUACAUAAUUUCUCUA
Daucus carota subsp. sativus is the source of this 2307-nucleotide messenger RNA. Its product is annotated as protein IQ-DOMAIN 31. The record is from RefSeq and is a predicted model, not a curated record. The transcript has 8 exons. NCBI's taxonomy places the organism in Eukaryota, Viridiplantae, Streptophyta, Magnoliopsida, Apiales, Apiaceae. Gene Ontology annotation, molecular function: protein binding. Bases 228 to 1931 code for a protein of 567 amino acids.